Messenger RNA from Phaeodactylum tricornutum CCAP 1055/1, 923 nucleotides. RefSeq lists its product with no specific name. Bases 87 to 923 code for a protein of 278 amino acids. The transcript is spliced from 2 exons. The record is from RefSeq and is a predicted model, not a curated record. NCBI's taxonomy places the organism in Eukaryota, Bacillariophyta, Bacillariophyceae, Surirellales, Neidiaceae.
CCUUGUCAGAAUCCGACGUCCAUCAUGUCUCGUCAUCACAUCUCGGUCAUCUCAUCGGUAUCAUAGCCUUCUGCUACGAAACUUCCAUGACAAUGAAAAUGGGAAUGCGCUGUUUGACGUUCAUCUUGUUUACAUGUGACGCGUCUUGGUCGCUCGUACCGUCCGUUUCGUAUAAUGCGCAGCGGCUUGCCUGUAGAGCUCCAACGAAUGAUGUUGUGAAUACUGGACAACGGGAGGAAGUCGACGAUGUUGGUUUUGGGCGCCGACAGGCUCUGGCGGCUGCAUUUGGCCUGGCUACGACUUCCUUUUCUUUUGCAUCAACUCUUUCAUCGUCACCACCGUCUGCCAACGCUUUCGACAACAAAAUUUCUAGCAAAUACGACGAUCGCCCCAAACGAAGAGGACCUCAGCCCAAGGAUCUGGGCGUAGCCAUCCGCACCAAUUUCGAAGGUGACGAAUUCGCUGGUCUCAAAAACUGUGGCGCAGCGCCUAACUGUUUCUGCUCCACCAUGGUGGACGACCCCGAUCACGCAAUUCCGGCUUUUGUGUGGCCAGGUUCUUUGGACCAAAAGCAAGCCUUUGCUCAGCUACAAGAAACACUACAGGCGUAUCCUCCCGGUCAAAACGGUGUCGACGGUGGCGGAUUUCUCAUGAAAACUUUUGACGACAACAAAGGAUACGCAUUUGUACAGUUUGAGGCUUUAAAGAAUGGGUACAUUGACGACGUUGAGUUUGCUUAUAUUGAGGGAUACGGUGAGCGGGCGGUGCAGGUGCGUUCAAGCAGCCGUGUUGGGUACUUGGACUAUGGAGUGAACGCCAAACGGGUCAACUGGAUAGCCAAAGAGUUGCGGGGGAAAGGAUGGGAUGCCGUCGGCAUAGACUUUACGACUCAUCGUGGAUAUGCGCUGGAAAACCAGAUUUGA